AUGGAGACCAAACAAACAAAGACUGAGAAUACUGAAACACCGAAUGAGCUGGGUUUUACAAAUUGUGAUAGCUGGCCAACGGACACCUCCAGGGGAGGUCGUGCGGGCAGAUUGAGUGUGUGGUGGAGUGAGGAUGUUGAUCUCGAAUUCAUGUACUCCUCCAACCACUGUAUUGAUAUGAAAAUCACUAAGGAAGGUGGAGCGAUAUGGAGGUUUACUGGAGUUUAUGGAUGGCCGGAGUCGAAUGAAAAGAAAAACACGUGGAAGUUAAUUGGGGAUCUAUCGAAUCAAUGGAGUGGCCCAUGGCUAUGUGGUGGCGACUUCAAUGAGAUUUUAAGUAGCGAAGAGAAAAGUGGCGGGCAAGGAAGGGACGAGCGGGAUAUGGAAGCAUUCCGGGACUGCCUUGCGGAUACUGACCUCAAAGAUCUGGGUUUCCAAGGCUACUGUUUCACUUGGGAAAAUAGAUGGCGUAAUGGUGGGUACAUUGAGGAACGUCUGGACAGGUUCGUGGCAUCAGAGUAA
This is a messenger RNA of Linum trigynum, 522 nucleotides long. NCBI's taxonomy places the organism in Eukaryota, Viridiplantae, Streptophyta, Magnoliopsida, Malpighiales, Linaceae. The record is from the annotation of a GenBank genome assembly.